UCUUCUUCUUCUUCUUCUCUUUCUAAUUGUCUUUUGAGUCUUGGUUUUGGUUGAGCGAUGGAGGAUGACAAUGGAGGCGUUGGCCAUGGCGAUGUCGUGGAUGUAUAUCCUCUGAAUCGCUACUACUUUGGCUCCAAAGAGGCGAUCUCCAAAAAGGAUGAUGAUGAUCUGGUUGAUCGGAUCCAUCGUUUAAAAGCCAAUUAUGAGGUGAAUGGGAUGAGGGUUUGCGUUGAAGGGGUUCUUCUGGUUGAAUUAUUGGGGCGCCCUCAUGUGCUGUUGUUGCAAGUGAAAAAUUCAUUUUUCCGACUUCCUGGUGGCCGUUUGAGGCCUGGUGAAUCAGUAGUUGAAGGAUUGAAACGCAAACUCUCAAACAAGUUAUCCCCCAUUGAGAGUACCACGAGCGACAACUGGCAAGUAGGAGAAUGCAUUGGAAUGUGGUGGAAGUCCAGUUUUGAUACAUUACCAUAUCCUUAUUUGCCCCGAAAUGGUUGUAGGCCAAAGGAGUGUAUAAAGCUCUUUCUGGUUAGGCUGCCAAUCAGCCGCAAGUUUUUUGUGCCGAAACAUAUGAAACUGCUGGCUGUGCCAUUAUUCCAGAUUCAUGACAAUUGCCAGACAUAUGGCCCAGUCAUUUCUGGAAUCCCCCAAAUGAUAUCGAAAUUCUCCCUCAACAUAAUUCAAGGAUGACACAACUCUUACUCCCAUCAUGUUUUUGUAUACAUUUUAUUAGUUACCCUUAUAUCAAAUUCAAGAUGGACAACAAUAGUUAAAAAGAUACCCUCCAUUUCUGUUUUACAUGUAUUUUGCACUGGCACUAGAUAAUAAGACUAUAAUUACAAGGCUUGAUGUAAAACUAUUAAUUUGAAUGCUCUCUAUGUCUUUCUGAGCUCAAACCAGCAUAACAAAAGUUAUCUAGGAAACA
Dioscorea cayenensis subsp. rotundata (Guinea yam) is the source of this 919-nucleotide messenger RNA. Its product is annotated as pre-mRNA cleavage factor Im 25 kDa subunit 1. The transcript is spliced from 7 exons. Gene Ontology annotation, cellular component: mRNA cleavage factor complex. The coding region runs from base 58 to 684 and encodes 208 amino acids. The record is from RefSeq and is a predicted model, not a curated record. Gene Ontology annotation, molecular function: mRNA binding. Lineage: Eukaryota; Viridiplantae; Streptophyta; Magnoliopsida; Dioscoreales; Dioscoreaceae.